Molecule: messenger RNA, 1472 nt
Organism: Nymphaea colorata (pocket water lily)
Lineage: Eukaryota; Viridiplantae; Streptophyta; Magnoliopsida; Nymphaeales; Nymphaeaceae
Product: farnesoic acid carboxyl-O-methyltransferase-like
Exons: 4
Coding region: 1-870 (289 amino acids)
Biological process (GO): methylation
Molecular function (GO): S-adenosylmethionine-dependent methyltransferase activity
Source: RefSeq, a predicted model, not a curated record
AUGCCCCAGAAUCUGGAAACCAGUUUUGACCAUUGGUGGAGCUCUAGUGAGGGGCCGGGGCCACAUGAUAUGCUUUUGGUGCCAAAGAAGGAUUAUUUUGAGCAUAAGAGGCAAGAAAGCAGGAUUUUGAGUGUGAAAAAUAAGGUGCACGAAGUUAUUGUUGUGAAAUUUGAUAAUGUCCUGAUUUGUGCCGGCACUAUCCGAAUUGCGGAUCUUGGCUGCGCCAUUGGACCUAACACAUUUUAUAUCAUGCAAACAAUUGUGGAUGGCAUGGCAUUAAAAGCUAGGGAGCUGCUAGCAAGUGGUGAAGGAGAGAAGCUAGAAAUCCAACAUGGAAAAGUCGUAGAAGGAGAUGAAGCAGCAAGGUUGUGGAGACCAGACAAGCGUAAGAGGUUCCUUUCGAAGCCAAAACUCGGGCGACUUUUCCGGCGGCUUCUCCCCCAUAUUUCCUGUGGAAAGCCAACUGCCAGUCCAGCCGGAAUCUUCCCUGGUCUUUGCCGAGCAACUCACAGCAGUGGGUGGGCAAUCAUUGGUGGAAGCGCACACCUGCAGAGGCCGAGCAACUCGUUAAGGGCAAUCGCAGUAGUAGAACUCUAUAGUCUUGAGAAUUUAUCACACUGGCACUCCAAAGCUCCUGGUGGUGCAGGCAACAAGGGGAGGGUGCACUGUUACGGCGGUGGUUGGGACGAUUUGAAUGCUUAUAUUCCGGAGUUCAAGUCAGACGCGAUGGCAUUUGUAAGUGCAAGGACGGAGGAACUGGUGACGGGAGGACUACUCAUUCUGCAAUUUUUAUGUCGCCAUGAAUGGAUGGCAACUGAUGUGGCAAGUUACGAUCUAUGGACAGAAUACCUCGGGCCCAUUCUCAGAUAAUUUGUUCACCAGGUAUGUCCCAAUCAGUCUUGUGUAUAUGUUUGAGGGAUUCGUUUGAGAGUCAUUUCUUCAAAGUUGUGACUUUUUCAGGCUUAGAGUUUCUUAUAAAAUUCUCUUACACAAUAGUCACGUCGUGGCAGUGGCGGAACCAAGGUGGAACCAAAAAAAUUUGUUGGAGGGAGGGGCACUGUUUGAAGAUUUUUAUAUCCAAAUGGGCACUCAUUUAUGUAAGGAUAUAUUUAAAGUAAUUUAAAGAUGUUUAAUGUGAAAAUAAAGAAACAUUGAGGGGGGCCGGCUAAGAGGCAUUACUAAUAAAUUUCAAGUUUCUAAAAUUUCAAUUUUCUAAAGGGCAUCAACAUAUAAACGAGAAAAUUUGUUUUGAUGUGUCAAUAUAAAAAUAAGCACUCCUUGUAGGUUUGUGUGGGUAAUUGCCUACAAGUUAGCCACACCUGCCUCCACCCAUGCGACCUUCGUGUGUUAAUCUAAUGGUUGGUUAUAAUGAUCAUUGAUGCUUAGUUUGGUUUCGAGCGUAUUGUAGUUCGUAUGGUCAAGGAAAUGAUUUGAAUUUUCAAUGUUUAGUUGCUUUCAGUACCUUUAUCUUG